AGAGCAUGUAGACCGAUCGUGGGCUGCCGUGGAAAUGGACUACUGCGGAAAAAGAAACCAAGCUCCCCCAUCCAUCAUUUUAUCGCAAUUGUGUUUAUUUAUAUUUAUUAUUGAUAUUCAUUACUAUCAACUAUAAGCAUUAAGCUUGGUGAAAUUUUGAUAAGCCUGUAUUUUCUUGACAUUAUUUGUCCAUUACAAUUAACAAUUGAAAAUCGUUUUAUUCAACGUUACAGUUGCUAUGUCAAAUGAGGAGCGUCUUCGUUCUCUCCUAGCUGAUUUGGGGAAAGCAACUCUACGAGGUGUGAAAAAGUGUCCAAAAUGUGGCACUUACAAUGGUUCACGAGGACUCUGUUGUAAAAACAAAUACUGCGAUGCAGUCUUCAAAGAGCCAGGAGAAAAAAGAAAAUUGUCAACAGAAGCCUGUAAACUCAUAACUGGAUCAACAGUUCAGGUUUUUUCAGUACGAGUACGUGACAAAGGUCCCGAUUAUCGAGGCUUCGUUCAACUGCCGUUGAUCAAUGCCACUGCAAUGUCCAAUGACAUGAAUACUCUUAUUUCGCAAAGCACAGCUUUAUGUUUCGUUGACAGUUGUGAGAGGAGCUUUGACACAAGUGUUUUAAAAUGUCAUGAAAAAAAUUCGUCCGAUAUCUGUAUUUCCACUUGUCAACAUAUCCAGGCAGCCCUCAGGUGUUACGCUGAGGCUCAACCUCUCACCCUGAGAAAUUCAAUUCUAUCAUCGUUAAAUGUUAACAACGAGACGAAGCAGGAAAUUUGGCUACUAGCGACUGAAACAUCUGGGCCUCUUGUUCAACGUGUUUCCAAAACUAUCAUGGCUGUCAAGUGCAAAGCAUCACCCAAACAUCCUCUCGGUUAUCUACAUUUUUCAUUUUACACUACUAAAAUGAAGGAAAGGAUAGAGCACAGAUACUUUUGUAGUUGCACUGCUUUCAAAGCAGGGCCUAAGGUAAUAGAGGUAAAGGGCGAGGAACAGUCUGGACAGGCGAGACGUUGUGCUCAUUUCUACGCAUGCAUUUGUGCCUUUGCUAGUGAUCCUAAAUUAUCAGAAGAGUUUAGAUAUUAUAUUAAUCUAGAUGAGAUGGAGUUGAGAAUUGAGAAGAGCCUCUGUGUACCUUAUCAGUUUCAACCACUUGAAACUGAUAAGAUUAUUGGAAUGGAUUUGGAAAACCUAACUGAUGAUACUCAUCUCCUGAUAUUCCGCGACGAUACCUUGACAGUGCAGAGUUUAGAUGGCAAUAGAUUGGAUAUAGACACAAUAAAUCUCGAUGCAACAAUUUUACCCAAUAGCAUCGUCGAGGGAAUUGAUGUAGACUGUGAAUCGGCGGCAGCAUUCCUCGACAAUAGUAACAACAUUAUUUCUCCCGUUGAUGAUAUCGAUAUUGUUGAUCAAAAUAGAAUGAUGAAUACGAGUACGGUAACAAUAGUUGAGGAUGAAUCCAAUGCUAAAUAUAAUCUAACAACAAGUGUUGAUUAUUUGGAAGAUAACAAUGACAAUCAGGCAAUAAAAUUGUGGAAUACUGGUUCAAUAAAAAUAUUGGAUGGAAGAAAUUCAUUGCUGGACAGUGGAGUGAAAAUUAUCGACAACAACACUGAUAUAAUCAACUGUGAUAGAGAAAUGACAUUGCAAAUGAUGAACAAUAUUCAGCCACACUCAGCUAAGAGGAAGCGGGAUCAUGUAUCAUUGCCUAAAUUGUGUAUCAACAAUUUAAAUUCUAUUGAAACGAGAAAAGGAAAAACUAAAGCGACAAUUAUCAAAAAAUAUCACAAUUCAUGCGACAAUAUGGACGAGGGAAAUACCAAUUUGUCAUUCAUCAAAUGGCUAGGAUCAAUAACUGAAAGGAUUAAUCAAACAAUGCAUUUUCAGUUUGAUGGAAAACCAGAACCUCUGGUCUUCCAUGUUCCACAGAUAUUUUUCGACUGUCUUCGCGAGCGAAUAUCGUGUGGUGGAAAGAAAAAACGACUGCCAAAUUCUACCACAGCCUUUGUCAGAAAAGAUGGAGUACCCUUGGGGACAUUUACCAAGUAUACAUGGCAAAUUACUAAUAUUCUUCAUGUCAAGAGUAUAUUCGAUACACCUGUAAUACCACUCGAAAUAACAAGAAGCUUUCUACAAAAUUGUGAUGGCACAUACGAGUUAUAUAAACGAGAAGAAUCAGAGAUUGAUCGAUACAAGAAAACGGGCAACAAUGCCCUUAUUAAACCAUUGGAGUUGAAAACAUAUCUUAAAGUUGGUAAUACUUGUCCAGAUCAAAUAGAACCUACACCUUUUUUGAUCGAAUGGAUACCCGAUAUUCUUCCAAUUUCAAAAAUUGGGGAGUUGAGGCUGAGAUUUGAAUUUGGUCAUGUAAAAAGUGAAGCACCACAGAAAUGCAGAAAAGUAGCAUUAACUAAGAAUUACUCUUAGAUAAUUAUUUCAUUUUUUAAAUGAUGAUGGAGAAGAAAAUAAACAAUUGUGAUAUCUAUAUAUGAUAUUUAAGCGUAAUAUAAUAAUUUAAUAAUUAUAUUAAACUUGUAAAUUCGCCAUUUAAUAUAGUACAUGUUUUUUCACCAUUUUAUGUCAUUGAAAUUAAUACUUCAUCUAUCAUUAAAUUACAACAUUGAAAGAUAUUUAAU
Messenger RNA from Diachasma alloeum, 2631 nucleotides. RefSeq lists its product as uncharacterized. Gene Ontology annotation, cellular component: nucleus. Lineage: Eukaryota; Metazoa; Arthropoda; Insecta; Hymenoptera; Braconidae. Gene Ontology annotation, molecular function: zinc ion binding. The transcript is spliced from 5 exons. Bases 239 to 2422 code for a protein of 727 amino acids. The record is from RefSeq and is a predicted model, not a curated record.